Messenger RNA from Nipponia nippon (crested ibis), 921 nucleotides. RefSeq names its product platelet-activating factor receptor-like. Gene Ontology annotation, biological process: positive regulation of Rho protein signal transduction; chemotaxis; phospholipase C-activating G protein-coupled receptor signaling pathway. Gene Ontology annotation, cellular component: plasma membrane. The record is from RefSeq and is a predicted model, not a curated record. Gene Ontology annotation, molecular function: platelet activating factor receptor activity. Lineage: Eukaryota; Metazoa; Chordata; Aves; Pelecaniformes; Threskiornithidae.
AUGAACGGCUCGGCGCCGCUGCCGGCAGGGCAGCCCGGCGAGUGUGUGCCCAGUGACCCGGUGCAGUUCGUGCUGUUGCCCGCUGUCUACUGCCUGGUGUUGUGCGUGGGGCUGCCGGGCAACCUGGUGGCUUUGCUGGUCUUCCUGCAGAGUGGCAAGGUGAGGAAGGCCAUCCGCAUCUACCUCAUCAACCUCACGCUGGCUGACAUCCUCUUCAACCUCACCCUACCCCUCUGGAUCCCCUACUACCUGGCUGGUGGGGACUGGCUGCUCUCGGAGGCUGCCUGCCGCCUGGCCGGGGCCGCCUACUACCUGGCAACCUACAGCGCCGUCACCUUCAUGGCGCUCAUCAGCUUCAACCGGUACUGCGCGGUGCUGGGCUGUGCCGUGCCCACCUUGGCCACCCGGCAGCCCUUCCCUGCCCGCGCCGGGGCCACCACCUGCUUUGAGCAGCAUGGCCGGCAGCGGGCGUACGCCUAUGCCAUGGUGGGUUUCUUCACCGUGGCCUUCCUGGUGGUGCUGGGCACCUACGCCUCCAUCGCCCGGGCGCUGUCAGUGCCCACCACCGCCUCGCCAGGCUCCCACCGGCAGCAGGCGCGUGCCAUGGUGCUUGGGAUGCUGCUGGUCUUCGUGGUCUGCGUGGCCCCCUACCACCUCACGCUGGCCCCCUGGGUGGGCAGCCAGCCCCCCGUGCCGCUCUGCGGGCCCCCUGCCACCCUGGACGUGCUGCACAUGCUGAGCGUGGCCCUGCUCAGCCUCAACAGCUGCCUCGACCCCCUCGUCUACUGCUUCUCCAUCCGGCGCUUCCGCGCCGACCUGGGACGGACCCUGUGCAAGAUUGGCCGGUGCCUCCCUCUCUCCCCGCCAGCCCACACCGGGCCCGUGCCCAGUGCCCAUGCAUCCUCUUUUGCCUCCUCAUAG